AUGAACACUCUUAUUCUUACCCUACUGUUUGUGGCUACUGCCACUGCAAUCUAUAGUGGCGGAGGCGGUAGAGGAGGACGAGGAGGUGGUAGGUUCUCUUCAUCUUCAUGGUCUUCUGAAGAAGGAGGACGUGGUGGUGGACGUGGGCGACCGCAAAGACCCCCAGGAAGACCACCAGGCAGACCGAGACCACCACCAAGACCAAAUAGAGAGGAGUGCCCAUCGGGAUGGCAUAGAUUUGACAGACCGAAUGGAGUUUGGUGCAUCAUGGUAGGAAACCCAGGAGUUACUAACGGACAGUUCUCUCAACAACAGGCUGAAACUGCAUGUGCUCGACAAGGAGCGACUCUCACCGGAUUCCAGAAUGAUAAUGAGAGAAUGACUAUUGCUAAUGAUGCCCUUGGAAAGGUUCAAGCUAAUGGCCGAACUAUUGGAGGUCUUUGGCUCGGAGCUACCAAUAAUGCAGGAUGUGCAGUUGCCAGUUGUGGGCCAUUCAACACAUUCAGAUGGACUGAUGGACACACAACUGGAAACGGUGGAUUCAAGUGGGGAGUUGGAGAGCCAGACAACUUGAGUUGGGGAGCCUCCAGUUGUAUUCAACAAUUCAUAGUGGCUCCCAAUUGGGUUGUGGGCCCUAGUGAUUUUGCCGUCUGGAGAACUCAUUUCCAGCAUGGAGACCUUGACAAGUACACGUGCGCAUCGCCAGCUUCACCAGUUACCAGAUUGUAUGCAUGUGGAAAGAGAGGUGUCAGAAGAUAA
This is a messenger RNA of Caenorhabditis remanei, 759 nucleotides long. RefSeq lists its product as uncharacterized. The transcript has 3 exons. Lineage: Eukaryota; Metazoa; Nematoda; Chromadorea; Rhabditida; Rhabditidae. The coding region runs from base 1 to 759 and encodes 252 amino acids. The record is from RefSeq and is a predicted model, not a curated record.